Messenger RNA from Pocillopora meandrina, 978 nucleotides. Lineage: Eukaryota; Metazoa; Cnidaria; Anthozoa; Scleractinia; Pocilloporidae. The record is from the annotation of a GenBank genome assembly.
GGCAUUACCACCAGAUCUAAGUUGCUUGAAGUACCUUAUUUUUAUUUUGACCCUUGUAACCAGUUAGUUCAAGAUGUCAUGCAGGUAUUUUUGGAAGGAGUAUCAGCUUAUGAAAUCAAACUUCUGCUGAACUACUUCAUCAACAAGAAGGCAUUUGGAUUUGAAGUUUCAAACAAGGAAAUGUAGCAAUUUGCUUAUGGAUAUUGAACUAUCAAAAAUUAACCUUCAGUUAUCUGAGAUAGAGACUUGAGAAAAUCAGUCUCCACUAAUCUAGGUAAAACUGCUUCUAAAAUGUGGGUUCUUUCAACUGUUGCCUUUCAUCUUAGCUAAAAUGGUUGAUAAAAAUUCAGAUAGAUGGAGAUAAUUCAUUUCAAUCGUUGAAAUUAUGUCAAUUUGCUAAAUGCCCAUUAGAUUUCCUUGAGAACUGUAGUGUAUUUAAAACAAUUCAUCAAGGGGCAUCUUUGCUUAAUUAAAUGUCUUUAUGCAAACACUGCAAAUAUUAUACAUAAACAUGAUUUACCUUAUUCACUUGCCAUCUUUGAUUUUGAAAUUUGGGCCUCUAAUUCGUGCCUGAUGUAUGUGUUUUGAAGCCAAGCAUGCAUAUUUUAAAGAUCAGGCAAAAAUUAUUGAAAAACAUUAAGAAUCUUUCAUUGUCAUUAUCAAAGAGGUACCUUUCUUCCCUGUGUGCUGACUACAUUUUGUUUAAUAAAGAAGGUCUAGGGCCCCAUUUUUGGAGAUGAAAUGUCAUUUGGCAAGACCAGUGGGCUAUUUGGUGAGGAAGUAGAGAGUGCAACAAUGUAUAUACAAAGGUGUAAUGGAACUGGUGGUCUUCAUGACGUCCAAAGAUUAUUUUCUUUAGGCUCAGUUCAAGUUCAUGGCACGCUUUUUAAGCCUGAUAAGAAUUCGUUACUAACCUUUGGUUGUCAGAAUGGGUUACCAGUGUUUGGCAGAAUAAUAAAAAAUCGGGUGUAUUCCUAA